This is a messenger RNA of Prosopis cineraria, 2532 nucleotides long. RefSeq names its product ferric reduction oxidase 2-like. Lineage: Eukaryota; Viridiplantae; Streptophyta; Magnoliopsida; Fabales; Fabaceae. The transcript has 7 exons. Gene Ontology annotation, molecular function: oxidoreductase activity. Gene Ontology annotation, cellular component: plasma membrane. The record is from RefSeq and is a predicted model, not a curated record. The coding region runs from base 63 to 2318 and encodes 751 amino acids.
AAUACAAUUCCAAACACUUGCCUUGUUGAUCAAACAAACAAAGAGCGAGCUAGAGAGAAGUAAUGAUGACACCAGAAAUGGUGAAGAGGUCACCUUCACUCGAACAAUUUUUCAGACUUCAAUUUGCCAUACGACUUCUGGCUUUCGUGGUGUUUCUGGGUUGGAUCGUCCUCUGGAUAAUGAAGCCCACCAACACCUUCUAUUUAAAAUGGGCUCCCAAGGUCUCGUCAGAGACUAGAUCUACCUACUUCGGCUCGCAAGGUGCGUAUCUUUUAAUUUUUUGUUUUCCUGUGUUAUUCAUAGCCGUCUUGGGCAGUGUGUAUGUCCAUAUAGCCAGAAAAUUAGCAAAUGACAGCAUCAACAUGAAAAGCAGCACCAAUGGAGGAAAAUACAAGAUCAUAUGGAAACGUCCAAUGCUGGUGAAAGGCCCUCUGGGAAUUGUGUCCACAGUAGAGCUGGCCUUCUUUGUUAUGUUCAUAGCCCUCCUCGUUUGGUCCCUUUCUGAGUAUUUGAUCAACGGUUUCUCCCAAAUCACCAAGGCAUCAGCAGCAAAGUCCGGCGACAAAGUAUGGCAAGAGGAAUUGGAAAGUGCAGCUCUGAGGAUUGGAUUAGUGGGGAACAUAUUCCUGGCGUUUCUGUUCUUUCCGGUGGCACGUGGCUCCUCCGUCCUGCCACUGCUCGGCCUCACGUCUGAGAGUUGCAUCAAAUAUCACAUAUGGCUUGGCCACAUGACCAUGACUCUCUUCACUCUUCAUGGUGCCCUUUACGUCAUCUACUGGGCAACCACCCAUCAACUUUCUGAGAUGCUGAAAUGGGACAAGAUUGGGGUAUCAAAUUUGGCAGGAGAGAUAUCUCUGGUUGGUGGGUUGGUGCUGUGGAUUGUGACUCUGCCUCGUAUAAGAAGAAAAGCUUUCGAGGUGUUCUUCUACACUCACUAUCUCUACAUCGUCUUCGUUGUCUUCUUCGUCUUCCAUGUGGGCAUGAAUACUACUUUUAUUGUGCUGCCUGGUUUCUACCUCUUCUUGCUCGAUCGUUUCCUCAGAUUUCUUCAGUCACGACGCCAUGUUCGCUUGCUUUCUGCUCGUCUCUUGCCUUGUGACUCCCUAGAACUCAACUUGUCCAAGACCCACGGGUUGACUUAUAAUCCCACGAGUGUUAUAUUCAUUAAUGUACCGAGCAUAUCUCACCUGCAAUGGCAUCCAUUUACUGUUACUUCGAAUAGUAACUUGGAGCCUGAGAAGCUCAGUGUUGUGAUCAAAAGCGAAGGAAGUUGGUCCCAGAAGUUAUACCAAAUGCUGUCGUCUUCUUCAAUAGAUCGUCUCAAUGUUUCCGUUGAAGGCCCUUAUGGACCUGCCUCAACCAAUUAUCUCAGAUAUGACAGCCUUGUGAUGGUUAGUGGAGGCAGUGGGAUCACCCCUUUCAUCUCUAUCAUCCGCGAGCUAAUGUAUCAGAGCACAACAUUCAAAUCCACAGCCCCAACAGUUGUGCUCAUUUGUGCAUUCAAGAACUCUUCAUCUCUCUCAAUGCUAGACCUGAUCCUUCCCUUAUCCGGCACCCACUCUGAUAUUUCCAACAUUCACCUGAAAAUAGAUGCUUUUAUCACGAGAGAGAAAGAACGUAAACCAGAUAACCCUAAUCAUCAGCCUCUUCGAGCCAUAUGGUUCAAGCCACAUCCAUCUGAUUCACCCAUGUCUGCUGUAUUGGGUCCGAACCACUGGCUCUGGCUCGCUGCUAUUAUCUCAUCCUCUUUCGUGCUGUACCUUGUCAUUAUUGGGAUCAUAGACCGUUAUUGCAUUUAUCCUAUUGAUCAUAACACGAACAAGAAAUUCUCAUACCCUUUGAAGUCAUUCCUGAACAUGUUGGUGAUAUGUUUGGCUAUAAGCGUAACUGCUAGCGCAGCAUUUCUUUGGAACAAGAAGCAGAAUGGUAAAGAAGCCACGAAGAUCCAGAACAUGGAAGGGACAACGCCAACUGUGUCACCAGCUUCGAUGACUUUCAAUGCAGAUAGAGAGUUGGAAAGCCUUCCUCAUCAGUCUGUCGUUGAAGCUACUAAUGUCCACUACGGUGAAAGACCUGACCUCAAAAGUAAGUUGUUCAUCUUCUGUUGGGUCUACUUGGGUAUCUGUUUGUCAUUGAAAUUGAAAGAUCACCGAACUGUUUUGUUGAUGCAUGCAGGAAGAAUUCUAGAACACAAAGAUAAGUCAAGCGUGGGAGUUCUUGUUUCAGGUCCGAGGAAGAUGAGGCAAGAGGUUGCAGCAAUUUGCUCUUCUGGUUCGGCGAAGAAUCUUCAUUUUGAGUCCAUUAGCUUUAGUUGGUGAUUCUAUAAGUACAAUUUGCUCUUCUGGUUCAGCAAAGAAUCUUCAUUAUAGCUGCUGUAGAUCUUAGCUUACCCAAUAAGCGGACAUACAUAAGGACCCUGUUGCUUUCAUUUGAUAUGAAGCGGGUCUAAAUAAUUACACUACAGCUUUUUGUUAUCUUGAAACAAUUUAAAAGUGUUGCUACAAGCUUGAAAAAUAUUUCAAAUUUUCUUAA